This is a messenger RNA of Fomitopsis serialis, 972 nucleotides long. RefSeq lists its product as uncharacterized. The transcript is spliced from 2 exons. The record is from RefSeq and is a predicted model, not a curated record. The annotation marks the transcript as partial. NCBI's taxonomy places the organism in Eukaryota, Fungi, Basidiomycota, Agaricomycetes, Polyporales, Fomitopsidaceae.
AUGAACUACCCCCACCUCAGCCAUUGGCCGGCCAGUUACAGCAAUGCGUACACGGUAGCCCAGGGGUCCAGGGGCCAGCUGCAUUUCGGGACAGCGGAGAUACCCGCGCACGACAUCCCCACCUUCUACCGCAGGCUUCGUCGGUACAUGAACCGCAUCCCCCAGUUCCAGGGCGCCUUUUUCUAUCACGAGGUCCGCGGGGCCAAAGGAGGGACUCACCAUGACCCCGAGGACAACGACGAUGCAGAGUUCGCGCUCCAAGACGUAUUCGGACACCUCGACUUCGACCAGAUCACAGAUGACGAUCUGAACCACAGGUGGUUUGUUGACGUCGCCCUCGAGGUCCGCCGCCCUGGACACGUUGUCCACUGGCGCAGAGAUAAUAUGGAACGAAUCAUUCGACAUGCCGUGCCCCACGGUAGCCCUUUAACAAUCAGCCAUCUCCCACGCGGCAAGGUACUCAAGAUUGAUCACGCCGUGCAGCUGAGUGAUGUCGCCGGCUUUCGCGUCGGCACCCCCAGCUUGGGCAGCAUUGACCGGGUUAGGUACAUCAAUGUUUACAGCACGGAGAAGUCUGCGCACUACCAGCUUCAUAAUGGCCACUUUGACGCCGCUCUACCCCUGGAGCUGCUCCCCGGGAAGAUUGACAAGCUACUGAAGAGGGUAAACGAGUGGACGAAGGUAUUCAAUGACUGCAAGACCACGAGGAAGGAGGGAACAGGUCGCUACGAAAUCCGAGUCGCAGCGUGCAAGGCAGGGUCGACACUCAAGGACAUCCCAUACGAUUUACUACAGGAUGCAUGCCUCUCUUGGCCAGCAGUGACGUGGUGGACAUUCAAGUGGUGGAGAGUGUUCUGUUGUUAUACAAUGAUCGAACACCUGAAGAAGAGUCCCAACGCCAUCCGGGCGAGGGACGAGUCACUGCAGCUCGGCGUUGUGCUCACACACAUGCUCAACGGAUGCCUCUACCGC